AUGGCUCCCAGCGCGCGAAAUUCCGGCCGCGCGGCCAAGGUUCAAAAGAAUGGUCGUACUGAACAGCGACAGCAGAAGCGUAAGAGGGAGCAGGAGGAUCUUCAGCAGCUGGAGCAGAGGGUGAUUGACUUGGACCCCAAGUCGGAUGCCAUCAAGAACUUUUCACAUCUCCCCCUCUCCGUACCGACCGCGUCUGGCCUCGAGGCCUCGCAUUUCCAGGUCCUGACCGAUGUCCAAGCCCAAGCCAUUCCCCUCGCCCUCAAGGGAAACGAUGUCCUCGGAGCCGCCAAGACAGGCAGCGGAAAGACGCUAGCCUUCCUGAUUCCCGUCCUCGAGAAGCUCUACCGCGCACAAUGGACCGAGUACGAUGGUCUCGGCGCCCUUAUCCUCUCCCCCACCCGCGAACUCGCCGUUCAGAUUUUUGAAGUCCUACGAAAAGUUGGUCGAAACCACGUCUUCUCCGCAGGUCUCGUCAUUGGCGGAAAGAGUCUCAAGGAAGAGGCAGAGCGAUUGGACCGCAUGAACAUCCUCGUCUGCACCCCCGGCCGCAUGCUCCAGCACCUCGACCAGACGGCCGGCUUCGACGCAAACAACCUACAGAUCCUGGUACUCGACGAGGCGGAUCGCAUCAUGGACAUGGGCUUCCAGUCAGCUGUUGACGCCCUCGUCGAGCAUCUUCCCAAGUCGCGACAGACUCUCAUGUUCAGUGCGACGCAGAGCAAAAAGGUUUCUGAUCUUGCGCGACUCAGCCUCAAGGAUCCCGAAUACGUCUCUGUUCACGAAGCCGCAGCGAGCGCAACCCCUACGACCCUUCAGCAACAUUACAUUUCUACGCCUCUGACCGAGAAGCUCGAUACACUGUAUGGUUUCAUCAAGGCCAACCUCAAGAGCAAGAUCAUUGUGUUCUUGAGUUCUGGAAAACAAGUCCGAUUCGUGUACGAGAGUUUCCGUCAUCUGCAACCUGGUAUUCCUCUACUCCAUCUCCACGGCAGACAAAAGCAGAUUGCUCGAAUGGAGAUUACGUCAAGAUUCACCGCUGCCAAGCACUCGUGUCUGUUUGCUACCGAUGUCGUUGCGCGAGGAAUUGAUUUCCCUGCUGUCGACUGGGUCAUUCAGGCUGAUUGCCCUGAAGACGUCGACACAUACAUCCACCGAGUUGGCCGAACAGCUCGGUACCAGAGCAAUGGUCGAGCUGUGCUAUUCCUAGACCCGAGCGAAGAGCCUGGAAUGCUCAAGAAGCUGGAGCAAAAGAAGAUCCCCAUACAAAGGGUAAAUGUCAAGGAGAAGAAAAAGAAGAACAUCAAGGAUCACCUGCAAAGCAUGUGCUUCCAGAACCCUGACCUCAAGUAUCUCGGUCAAAAGGCUUUUAUCAGCUACGCCAAAUCCAUCUACAUACAAAAGGACAAGGACGUCUUCAAGUUUGACAAGCUCGACCUCGACGGCUUCGCUGCUAGCUUGGGUCUUCCCGGAACGCCGCAGAUCAAGUUCCAGAAGGGCGACGAUAUCAAGCGGAUAAAGAAUGCCCCUCGCGCAGGCAUGUCCAGCGACUCCGAGUCUGACGAGGAUCUGGAUGGUAAGAAGAAGAGCAAGAAGAACGAGGUGCGGACAAAGUACGAUCGCAUGUUUGAGCGAACGAACCAAGACGUCUUGUCAAGUCACUACACAAAACUUGUCAUUGAUGGGGACGACAAGAAGGGUGAGGACGAUGAGGAGGGCGAUUUCCUGUCGGUGAAGAGAGUUCUCAGGGAUGAUGAUCUUGACGAGGCUUCCAAGGACGCAUACAAGAGCACAGCAAAGAUCAUUGAAGGUCUAGGCGGCGAAGAACCCUUCAUCGUAGACUCUAAGCGUCGCGAAAAGGCCCUCAAGUCGAAAAAGAAGAUGGCCAAGUUCAAGGGCAACUCGACCAAGCUAGUGUUUGACGAAGAUGGCAACGCUCAUGCCGUGUACGAGCUCCAGGACGAGGACGACUUCCGUCAGGAGGGUCCCGCGGAGGAGCAGAGACGCAAGUUUGUCGAGGACGAGAGUACGAGAGUCAAGGAGGCGGAUGUCGACGACAAGGCUCUUGCAAAGCAGAAGCGUCGCGAGAAGAAGGAGAAGAGAAAGGCUGCGGAGAGGGCGGAGCGUAUGGGUUUUGUGGACGACGAGGAUGCACCUAUGCUACAAGCCGUCGACGACGGACACGAUCCUUUGGAGUUUAUGCGGUCUCUACCUAUUGCUGGAGAAGAUUCGUCAUCGGAAGAGGAGAGGGAACCACCGAAGAAGCGGGCCAAGAAGUGGUUCGAGGACGAUUCCGAGGACGAGGAAAAGAAGAGCAGGAAGAAGGGCAAGGGAAAGGGAAAGGUUAUCGAGAUGGAUCAGGAGCCAGAGACUCUCGAGGAUCUCGAGGCCCUUGCUACUGGGCUGUUGGAUGGUUGA
Molecule: messenger RNA, 2415 nt
Organism: Fusarium vanettenii 77-13-4
Lineage: Eukaryota; Fungi; Ascomycota; Sordariomycetes; Hypocreales; Nectriaceae
Exons: 2
Coding region: 1-2415 (804 amino acids)
Biological process (GO): rRNA processing
Cellular component (GO): nucleus
Molecular function (GO): nucleic acid binding; ATP binding
Source: RefSeq, a predicted model, not a curated record